AUGACAACGACAAACAGAAUUAUUGUGCUAUCCUCAAUCAUCGCUAGGGACACGGCCAUAAUCAAUAACUUUCUGGUCGCGUCCAAAGCACCGACACCAUCUUUUAAUGAGAAUGCACUUGCAACCAUACCUAUACCAGACGACGCGACCGACAUUAAAGAUGCUAGGAGCCGGGUCAUUGAAUCGUGUUCAGAAUUAAAGGCAUUGCUGACAGGCCCGAAAGAGCUACUCAGAUUUCAGUGGACCGACCAUGUCAGCGUCAAGGCGAUUCUCCGUUUCAAUCUCGACAAGUCGUUUCCGCUCGGAGAAUCUACAUCGUUCGAGGCCAUGUCUGAAUUCUCGGGAUUGAGUGUCAGAAAUGUUAGGCGUAUUGUCAGACAUGGAAUCAUUAAUCAUUAUUUCUUUCAAGAGAAGUCACCCGGCGUCAUAACGCAUUCGGCCCUGACUGCCAUCUUGGCAAGUGAUGAGGUGAUGAGGAAUUCGCUGCGGGUUGAGCUCGAUGAGUUUUGGCCGGCUGGUGUCAAGAUGGCUGAUGCCAUGGAGAAAUGGCCCAAUUCUGAAGAGAGCAACGAAACAGGAUUUUCGCUCGCCAAUAAUAGCGACAAAGGAAUGUUUGACAUUUUUGCCGACAAUCCCGAGCGGGCGGCUCGAUUUGGUCUGUAUUUGUCCAAGCCCGACCCAACAUCAGACGGCCUACUUGACAAUUACCCUUGGGCGGAUCUCAGGACCAUGGUUGAUGUCGGCGGUUCUCACGGAAGUGUUGCCAUAUCAAUCGCCGAGCGAUUUCCCAAAAUGAAAUGCUUUGUUCAGGACCUCUCAGACACGGUUGCCGAAGGCGCUUCACAUCUGCCCGCUGACCUGUCCGAUAGGGUUGAAUUCAUGGCACAUGACUUUUUUACACCCCAGCCUGUCAAGGCAGACGUGUACUACUUCAAGUCCAUCUUUCAUAACUGGGCUGAUAAGUAUUGCAUCAAGAUUCUGCAAAAAUUGGUGCCGGCGUUGCAAAAGGGUGCCAAGAUAAUAAUUCACGAGCGUAUCCUCCCAGGUCUGGAGAGUCUGGAUACAGUGGAUGCGCGCAGAGCCAUAAACAUGGACGUUGCAAUGCAACAGCUCUUGAAUGCGCACCAACGCGAGAUGCAUGAAUGGCGCGAUUUAUUCACGGCUGCUGAUGCGAGAUAUCAUUACAUUGGUGCAAGACAACCUCCCGGCGCGAUACGGUACAUUAUCGAGGCCGAAUGGCAAGGAUGA
Messenger RNA from Pestalotiopsis fici W106-1, 1248 nucleotides. RefSeq lists its product as uncharacterized. The transcript is spliced from 6 exons. Lineage: Eukaryota; Fungi; Ascomycota; Sordariomycetes; Amphisphaeriales; Sporocadaceae. The coding region runs from base 1 to 1248 and encodes 415 amino acids. The record is from RefSeq and is a predicted model, not a curated record. Gene Ontology annotation, molecular function: O-methyltransferase activity.